AUGGGAGCUUACUUGUCCGUGCCAGGUGCCACGAAAGCAACUAAUGAUUCCGUCUCUGGCCGCAAGAGAGAACACAUUCCGCCGGCUCGUCCAUCUGGACCACAAGCCAAAGUUAUGAAGACGUACGAAGUUCAAGAGGACGAUGAAGCUAGCGAUGAGGAGAAUGAAGAGAAGCAGGAGCUCAGCGGAUUGGAGCAUGAGGAGCAGUUGGAAGAAGAGGAAGAAGACGUUGGAGAUGAAGGACUGGACAAUGAGGAAGAAGUGGGUGAGGAUGGGACCAAUCCGGAUGAGGAAGAGGAGCAACAGAAUGAGGUUGUUGUUGAAGGCGUCGGCAAAGGUGUCGUCGAAUCCCAGUUAGACACCGCUGCAUUGGUUGAAGAGACAAAUGCGGUGCAACCAGUGGAGCCAGCUGCUGAGAGUGACGCAAGCUCGAUGGGGAACGGCACUUCGGGUGCUGAACAGAAAGCGGACAAGUUUGAGGAGAAGAAUGAUGAGAAGAACAACGGGACAACUGAAGCCUCGAAGGAAGUAGAGCGAAACAUCAAUGAACCAGAGGAUGUUAUCUUGGAGAACGCUGCAAUUCCAACCGAAGUCGUGCCAGUCAUGACCGAAGAAGUUGUUGUUUGA
Molecule: messenger RNA, 627 nt
Organism: Caenorhabditis briggsae
Lineage: Eukaryota; Metazoa; Nematoda; Chromadorea; Rhabditida; Rhabditidae
Exons: 3
Coding region: 1-627 (208 amino acids)
Source: RefSeq, a predicted model, not a curated record